Molecule: messenger RNA, 303 nt
Organism: Funneliformis geosporum
Lineage: Eukaryota; Fungi; Glomeromycota; Glomeromycetes; Glomerales; Glomeraceae
Source: the annotation of a GenBank genome assembly
GCUACUUACGAUCAAAAGUUAAACGAUGCAGAAAAUAAGAUACGAAAUUACAAGAAGUUAAGCGAAGAAGAUAAGCGCCUCGCAGAUGAAAACAACCAAAAAUUGAUGGCAACUGAACAUGAAAAAAGACAAUUAAAAGAUGAAAACAAACAAUUGAGGGGGGAAGUAGAAAAGGCGCUUUUUGAAUGUGUACAGCAAGAGAAAUUACAUGUGCAAGAACGAGAAAAUCGUUUGUCUCUGGAGGCAGCAAAGUUUCAAGAGUUGGCUCAAGCGAAAGGCAAUUAUAUAAUAUUAUCAAAUUAA